Molecule: messenger RNA, 1447 nt
Organism: Emiliania huxleyi CCMP1516
Lineage: Eukaryota; Haptophyta; Isochrysidales; Noelaerhabdaceae
Exons: 9
Source: RefSeq, a predicted model, not a curated record
GGUCUUCCUAUCACCUUGCCCGCUGUUGGCCGCCGGCGCCAUGUCCCUCCUCGACCGCUACAUGGACGACCUCGAGUCGCGCCGCGAGAAGGCGGGCUCUGAUCCGUCCGACUAUGAGGACGUGGGUGGCGUGGCAGUCUCGCCCGAGUCGGCGGCGGGAGAUACAGUGGUGUUCAAGGCGGCAGACAUCAAGCUGGCGCUGUCGAGGCCCCCGCCGCCUGUACCCGACGACGCCGCGUCCGUCUACUCCACCACUUCGGAGCUCGGAGCGCCCGUCGGGAGCGUCUCUCCGCCAGCGCCCGCGGCAGCACCGCCGCCACCGCCGCCGCCGUCCGCGGAAUCGCCGCGCAAUCGCGUCGCCCCAGGGACGAGCGUGGCGGCGCUGCUGCAGCAGCAGCGGCAGAUGGCGGAGCAGCUUCGGCAGAUGCAGGCCAAGAUGGACUCGGAGCGGCGCAAGCGCGAGCUCGCCGAGAACGCGAUGGAGGUCGAGCGCGCCUUCCUCCACGGCAAGCCGAGCACCACCUUCCUCCUCCGCGUGGUGAUUCCGCUGCAAGCGCGCCCGCGCGCUUCCGCGCCGCGCGCGCGGCGAGGAGCUACCGCAUCCACCUCCUCUUCGUGCGGCGGCUGCAGUGCUCGGUUCGCCGCUGGGCGGCGACCGCGCUGCUCAGCAGCAGCCGCGCCGGCGCAGUUCGUCUGCAGGCGGCGGCGCGGCGGCGCGCGUGCGUGCUGGAGCGGCUAUGGCUGCGGCGGGAGAGAGCGGCCGGAAUUGUGCAGUGCGCGUUCCGCGUGUACAAGGUUGACCGGCUGGACGACCCCGACCUCAUUACAAGCCGCCUGUUCGCACGCCUGUUCGCCGAGCUCCCCGGCAAAGGCGCCGCGCUCGCCGCCGCCGAAGCUCGACUCCGCGCCGCCGCCGCCGAGGAUAGCGCCGAGUCGGCGGCAGUGGAGUGGCGCCGCCGGGUGCGGCAGGCGGAGGCGGAGGCGGAGGCGCGGGCGGAGGCGGCCAAGCGCGCCGCCCUCGACGAAGCCGCGACCCAGCUGGCGGCGUAUGGGCGCGCCAUCGAGAUGGCCGGGAUGCACGCCAAGGCCGAGGGCAUGCAGGCGAGGGCCGAGGGCAUGCAGGCGCGCCCCGCCUCUGGAGAGCGUGCAAAGGUGGAGUCGCUGGUUGCCGCCUGACCGACGCUCCUCCCCGUAUGACGCCUCCCCGCUAGUCCCUUCUGUGUCUCGUUCCCCCCCCGCUGCCCGACUGUGUGCGGGAGUUGGUUUGUCGGGAGGGAGGGGCGGGCUGGUCACCCACGUGCACCGGGCCAGUGCUAGACCUUGCACUUUGAAUGCCGUGGGGCUCCUGCCCGUGUCCGGGUGUGGAGAUGCGAGGGUCGCCCCCCUUGCCCCACCACUUUGUGUGUGUGGAGAAAUCUACCUUACCUUUUACCUUGUACCUUACCUU